AGUAAGUAUUUUACCGCACUACGCCGUCUGUUCCCAGCACAAACUGAACUGCGUAAGGUCUGGUUUGGAUUGGUAUACAGUAAGUCUCUCGCCCCAAGCGCUGACAUUCAGAUGUCAACUGAAUUGAGUGUUUCAGGCGAGGCGUAAAUACGACAUGGCCAGGAAAUGGACAAAACCCCACAAAAGGCUCUCGCUUUUAGCUGCCUUUUUGCCGGUGCUGGGGCUGGGCCUCGCAGGCGCGGCGGCAGGGGAGAGCAGCGCCACAUACGAGAGGAAGGGAGACGUAGAUUACGUGCCGGAAAAUUCUCUCUGUGUUCCUUGCCACAGCGUUGUAAGGUGCGCAAUGCUGUGCAACGCGAGGGACACCUGCUGGAUGUUCCUGCACGCCGCCAGCGCCUCCCAUUGCUUCCUGUACGAGGGCUUUUACCUUCGCAAAGACUAUCGUAACUACACAAUGAGUAUGUACAUCCUCCGAGGUCUCCGCAAGCUGGUGGGCGUGAGGGACGACAUGCUCUUUGACCAGGCGGAGAGUUACUGCUGGUUCCUGUCGGGCGUCAUGCACACGCCACGCAGCGCCACCGAGGCCGCGGACUUCAUGGUGCUCGUGGCCACCUACGGCUACACCGGCGCCAAGAAGGUCAGCGGCAGGUGGGUCGACCGCAGAGGAAUCGACGUGACGAGUGAUUUCGGCUUAAUGUGGGGGCGGAACCAGCCAAAUAAUUAUGCACGCUACCUUUGCACUACCGUCUCCGGAGGUAAGAUCUUUGAUGUGAGUUGUGGCCAGGGGAGGCCCUUCGUGUGUGACAUUGACACGUCGCAUCCCUAGAGCAGCUAGGGGCUGCGGCGGUUAAUCCCAGGGGCA
Penaeus vannamei (Pacific white shrimp) is the source of this 862-nucleotide messenger RNA. The record is from RefSeq and is a predicted model, not a curated record. NCBI's taxonomy places the organism in Eukaryota, Metazoa, Arthropoda, Malacostraca, Decapoda, Penaeidae.